GCCAUUUUAGUAUAAACACAUGGUUUAGGCAUGGCGGUGGAUAUGAGAUUGCCUGCGAGAAAACAAGCGUUUCUGCCAGCUAUUCAUUCCAGUUCGGACGGUAAACAUUUGGUAGUUCCGGGUGAUGUUAUCACAUCAGACACAGGGUUUAUGAGAGGCCAUGGAACGUACAUGGACGAUGAGAAACUCACUGCUUCGGUGGCUGGUGAGGUGGAACGAGUCAACAAACUCAUCUGUGUGAGGCCGCUGAAGACGAGGUUCAACGGUGAAGUCGGUGAUGUGGUUGUUGGUCGGAUCACUGAGGUUCAGCAGAAACGCUGGAAAGUGGGAACGAACUCCCGACUGGACUCCGUAUUGCUUCUGUCUUCAGUCAAUCUUCCUGGGGGAGAGUUGAGGAGGCGAUCGGCAGAAGACGAACUUACCAUGAGAGACUAUCUUCAGGAAGGGGACCUCAUUAGUGCAGAGGUACAGUCAGUGUUUUCAGAUGGAGCCCUCUCUCUUCACACACGCAGCUUAAAGUACGGCAAGCUGGGACAGGGGGUACUCGUGCAAGUAUCGCCCUCGCUCAUCAAGAGACAAAAAACUCAUUUCCACAAUCUGACAUGUGGAGCGUCCAUCAUACUAGGGAACAACGGCUAUGUUUGGAUUUACCCCACACCGGGGCACCAAGAUGAAGAGGCAGGAGGGUAUUACACAAGCCUGGAGCCUGUCCCUCUGUCAGACCGGGAAAUCAUUUCUAGACUGAGGAACUGUUUACUGGCUCUGGCAGCUCACAAAGUGAUGCUGUAUGACACCAGCAUACUCUACUGCUAUGAAUCCUCUCUGACACACCAGAUCAAAGACAUCUUGAAACCAGAGAUCGUGGACGAAAUCGUGAUGGAGACACGCCAACGACUUCUUGACCAAGAGGGUUAGGACGCUCGCGGUCAGCAUCAUGAAUAUGAGAAUACGAGUUCUCACACAAAGAUUCGCACCAGUGUUAAGAACAAGUCUUGCCUUUUCAUCAUUCUGAUUAAAAACAAAAAGACUCCAGGACAACAUAAAGUCACCAGUAACACUCUGAUGCUCGCCUGUAAAGGAAUGCGUUUUGUUUUGUUGUUUUUUUCUGUUUUAUUGUAUUUUCUGGUUGUAUUAAAUCUGUGUCACUUCUCUGACAUUAAUUCUGAGAUACAAA
Messenger RNA from Ictalurus punctatus (channel catfish), 1174 nucleotides. RefSeq names its product exosome component 2 (gene exosc2). Gene Ontology annotation, cellular component: nuclear exosome (RNase complex); cytoplasmic exosome (RNase complex). Gene Ontology annotation, biological process: exonucleolytic trimming to generate mature 3'-end of 5.8S rRNA from tricistronic rRNA transcript (SSU-rRNA, 5.8S rRNA, LSU-rRNA); CUT catabolic process; nuclear polyadenylation-dependent rRNA catabolic process. The record is from RefSeq and is marked provisional. Gene Ontology annotation, molecular function: RNA binding. NCBI's taxonomy places the organism in Eukaryota, Metazoa, Chordata, Actinopteri, Siluriformes, Ictaluridae.